UGUCGUCGGUAUUGAUAAUGCGAAGUAAGAUCUGUGGGCUGUGGACUGUAUUUUUGAAGAGAGAUUAAAUAUUAAUUAUUUUGGAUGAAAGCCACACAUUUUGGUAUAUAUAUAUGUUACAGAUCAGUCUAUAGUUACCAUCAUUUGUUUCUGGAAAGGGAUUUGAUUUUCAGGAAUACUGUUUUUAGUGGAAUAUUUUUAUACGAAAGAAUAAUUUCAUGUUUGGUUGUUAUCAUGGUGACUAGACAUUACAAUAUUUCAUCCCCAGAUGACAGUGGUCAGGGUACCAUUAGAAAACCUGCAAGGCCAGUACUCCUUGCAGCUGUUUCCUCCGUCCUAGUUAGUGACAGCAGCAUGCACCCACAGUCAGGGUUCGAACUCAUGACUUUAUAGUUACAAGGCAAGCCAGCUCGUAGACGAUUAAGCCACUGUCACCUGAAUCGAUCCAGUGGCCAUCCUAUCAAUUCCAGCUUCUGCUAUUUCGAGAACAGUAGGGUACAGAAGGUUGAGCGUGAGGACAAAUACUC
Trichobilharzia regenti is the source of this 527-nucleotide messenger RNA. The record is from the annotation of a GenBank genome assembly. Lineage: Eukaryota; Metazoa; Platyhelminthes; Trematoda; Strigeidida; Schistosomatidae.